AUGGUUGAAGCCACUUUGGUAGUGUUCAUAUAUGACUUUUCUGUGGUAGGUGAUACUUUUGAUGACUGUUUGUUAAAUCUUAGAAGGGCUUUACAAAGAUGCGAGGAGGUGAAUUUAGUGCUGGACUGGAAGAAGUGCCAUUUCAUGGUUAAGGAAGGUAUAGUUUUUAGUCACAAGGUGUCGCAUGAGGGAAUAGAGGUUGAUAAAUCUAAGAUUGAGGUGAUUGAAAACUUACCUCCACCUAUCUGCGUGAAGGUAUUCAAAGUUUUCUGGGCCAUAUUAGCAUACUUGCUGGGUACUAAGGUGAUAGUUCAUACAGAUCGUGCAACUCUAAUGUAUCUUAUGGCAAAGAAAGAUGCAAAGCCAAGAUUAAUCAGAUGGGUGCUGCUCCUUCAGGAGUUUGACUUUGAGGUCAAGGAUAGAAGAGGGUAUGAAAAUCAGGUGGUUGAUCACCUGUCCAGGCUGGACGUUGAAAAGAAAGAGGAAUUUGAAUUAUAUAUCAAUGACUCAUUCCCAGAUGAGCAGGUAUUAGCUACAACUCUUGAUCUUGUUCCUCAGUUUGUUGAUUUUACUAACUUCAUUGUUAGUGAUUUGAUUCCUGAAGGUCUAACGUUUCAACAGAGAAAGAAGUUCCUACAUGAUGUGGGUAAGUACUUUUGGGAUGAUCCUUAUUUGUACACGGUGUGUGCUGAUAACAUUAUUAGGCGAUGUAUCCCUGAGGCUAAGAUGCUAUAUAUCCUAGAGGCCUGUCACUCCUCUCCAGUUAGUGGCCAUCAUGGAGGUGCUCAAACAUCCCACAAGCAGCAAGGAGCUAUCUAUCGUCGCCAUGAGCUACCAAUGACACCCAUUCUGGAAGUGGAAUUGUUUGAUAUAUGGGGAGUUGAUUUUAUGGGCCCAUUUGUGAGCUCUUAUGGGCAAAAGUACAUACUGGUUUCAAUAGACUAUGUCUCGAAAUGGGUUAAGGCAGUUGCUCUGCCUGAGAAUGAUGGAAAAAUGUUGUUGGGUUUCUAA
Solanum stenotomum is the source of this 1011-nucleotide messenger RNA. RefSeq lists its product as uncharacterized. The transcript is spliced from 3 exons. Lineage: Eukaryota; Viridiplantae; Streptophyta; Magnoliopsida; Solanales; Solanaceae. Gene Ontology annotation, molecular function: nucleic acid binding. The record is from RefSeq and is a predicted model, not a curated record. Gene Ontology annotation, biological process: DNA integration. Bases 1 to 1011 code for a protein of 336 amino acids.